Messenger RNA from Periconia digitata, 1724 nucleotides. Lineage: Eukaryota; Fungi; Ascomycota; Dothideomycetes; Pleosporales; Periconiaceae. The record is from the annotation of a GenBank genome assembly.
CUCUUCUUCACAAGUUUCCAACAGCUGCUUUCGUGGCUCAAGGACAUCAUCUUGUUCAUAUUGCCACUACACCUUCCCCCCUUAGUGUCUUUUCGUCUCAUUUUCACUUCAUCAUGGGUGGCGGCACUAGCAUUUGGGCUUCACCUGAAGCAAGAAGCGACCCAAAAGAGAUUUUCAAUGGCCGACUAGCAUUUCUGGCAGUAACCCUUGCUAUGGCUGGUUGCGCGUACGGUUUUGAUCAAGGAAACAUCGGAGGUGUCUUAACGCUACCUACGUUCAAGCAUGCUUUCGGACUUGACACCCUGAGCCAAGAAGCUGCCGACGAGAGAAAGGGAAACAUUGCUUCGCUGAUGGCCGCUGGUGGAGCAGUAGGUGCUUUGCUGUCUGCGCCUUGCGCCGACUUUUUGGGCCGAAAAUGGUCCAUGAUGCUUUAUGGCCUACUUUAUCUCUUGGGAUGUGCAUUCCAGGAAGUCCCUCACCUUGCCCUCUUCUACGCUGGAAGAUUCAUUGCCGGCAUGGCAAUUGGUUGCAUGUCGGCGGGCGCACCACAGUUUCUUGCUGAAAACUCGCCCAAGUCAAUUCGAGGCUCUAUGACUUGUCUUUACAACUUGAUGAUCAUCACUGCGCUCUCGCUGGCAUUCUGGACAAACUAUGGUGUCAGCAAAUGGAAAAAUGUCAACAAAUCCGACAACAUGCAAUGGAUGUUGGCCCUGGGUAUCCAGUUGAUUCCCGGAGGCUUUAUGGUAGCCAUGUUGCCGUUUGUCUACGAAACACCGAGAGCCUUGAUAGCCCGCGGUCAACGUGAACAAGGCCUUAUCAACCUCGUCAAACUCCGUAAACUUCCGGAGUCACACCCAUACGUUCAACAAGAAUACAUGGAAACAUGCACUCAAGUGGAUCUGGAACAGGAAGCAGCGGCUGGCAGAAACUACUGGCUUGUCAUCAAGGAUGUAGCGCUCGUUGCUUCCAACAGACGCCGCUUUUUUCUCGCCAUUAUGCUGUUCAUCUUCCACAAAUUUACCGGUACUGAUUCGCUGAACUAUUUUGCCCCAGAAAUUUUCCAGAUGAUUGGAGUCCAGGGCGGUUCGCAAGCGCUUUUCACCACUGGAAUUUAUGGAGUAGUGAAGCUAGCCACCACGCUCAUCUACGUCAUUUUUAUCGUCGAUCGUGUUGGCCGCAGACUCCCUCUUAUCAUUGGCGCGUGCCUUCAAGCUACUGCCAUGCUUUACAUUGCCCUCUACGUCAGGUUUGGAAAGCCAGACCAAGGUGGUGGAACUGAAGUCGGCGGUAUUUUCGGCAUCGUCUGGAUCUACAUCUACGCCUUUGGCUGGUCAUUCGGCCACAGCGUCGCGUGCUACGUAGUGGCUGCGGAGAUCUUCCCUUCUCGUAUCCGUUCUUUCUGCAUGAGCUGGUGUUUCUUCGUCAACUGGAUUGUCGACUUUGGAAUCACGAAAGCUACGCCGUUGAUGAUGACGCAUAUGGGCUGGGGUACAUUCUUACUGUAUGCUGUUUUGACAUACAUUGGGGCUGUUUUUGUUUUCUUCUGUAUGCCUGAGAUGAAGGGAAGGUCGAUCGAGUCGAUGGAUGACCUGUUUCAGUACUCGAUCUGGACCAUGUGGAAGAGAGCAUACCCGAAGAAAGACGAGUUGGUUCGUCAUGAUGUUGGCGAUAUUGUUCAUGCCGAUGAGAAAGACCAGGGUGUGACACGGAUCGAGAAAGUGUAG